AUGGGUGGUGACCUGAGGUGGGAGUUUAGGAGGAAGGACAAUGGCGAUGAGUCUUCAAGUGAUGAAUCUAAAUCAAGUAGUGAGGCAGCUCACGAGAAGCAUAAACUGGUUUCCUCUUUGAUUUCGGUUGAAAAUGAUGAAGAAAUUGGAACUCAUAGAGUCAAGCAGAAUGUCACGAGCAAUCCUCAUACAGAGGUUAAAAUUAUGACUGGGAAAGGCAAAAAUGUGCAUUCACAAAGGAGCGGAAAGGAAAGUUCAAUUCAUGAUGGCACAGAGAGGGAUUCUCAUGAAGAAGGCAGUAGAAAAAAGAGUAAAACCAGUGUUUAUGAGCCUGCUGCCAUGGAUGAGAUUAAGAGAUUCAUGGAGUCCUUAUUAGAGGAUCUUAAAGUGACAAGAGAUAAUUUGUUUUCAUGGAUGAGGCAGGAAAUGCAAAAAUUGGUGAUGGAUGAUACUCAUCCACCUCUUGAACGGAGAGAACAAAGUUUUGGAGAGAAAAAUCUCCUAGUGCAACAUGGAGAAAUCGUUGAGAACACCACCUCUAAGGAGAAUAGACAAGUGAACAAAAGAAAGUUUGAAGAGAAUAUUCAGAUACGUCAUCAAAAUAACUAUCCGAAAGAUGUUUUGGUGCCGCAUGAAACCAACUUUGAGGAUAAUGUAUUUGCACAACAUCAUAACAACUUAAAGGAGACAAUCCAAGUGCAGCAUCAGAACAACUCCGAAGAGGCAGAUGUUCAAGUGCAAUCUCAAAGCAACUUUGAAUCUGGCAUGAGAGCUCAAAAAUGUAAUAUUGGAUCUUUGGAGGGUACUGCUAGAAGCAAUCAAGCAAGUGGUUAUGAUAAUGGCUAUCGAGUACUUGGAAAACAAGUUGAUAAUGGCCAAGACACUAGAGCCUUGAUACCAAGGGAAAAGUUUGGUUCACUUGUCAAGCCAAAUUUUCAGUCCUGUUCCACAGAAAUUAAUGCCCAGAGGCAGCAUCAGACAAACUAUCUAUUGGGCAUAAGACCUCCAAAUUACAAUUGCAGAUCUUUGGAGAGUCCUUUGAAAGGCAAAGAGAGAGCUCAAUCUAAUAAUUGCCAUCCAUGGAUCGAACAUCAAGUUGAUUGUGUUCGAGAUAUUGGACCUGUUGCAUCGUCUGAAAUAGAAAGAAGAGCGAAGUUGACGGUACCUAUCGAGUCAAGUUUUUCUUCCAAUGUUUCCAGUCAGGUAUCUUCUUCCAUGUAUUUGACAUUACCCUCUGUGUUAACUAGGCCCUAUGGUGAGGAUCCUAUCCUUGGCACUUCUUCAUAUAGUUAUAUUCAACCAACAGUUGCCGGAAACAGAUUAGGCAUGAACUAUGAGAAAGCAAACACAAUGCUCAAAGUAAAUGCUCAUUAUGGAAACUUUACAGGCAUGAGUCACCAAGUAAGAAAUGGAAGCAUUGCUCAAAUAGGGUCCCAAAAUGUGAGUUAUAGUGAUAGGCAAAGCAUCCGUAGCUCAAGUAUUGGAACUGGGUUCCCAGGUGCACUUCAUCAAGGUAUGGAUUUUGGUGUUAGCUUUCCAAGCCAAGCAAGUAUCGAAUAUCUUCAUCGAGAUGAAAAGAACAUAAGGGGUUUGAGGAUGAAUGAAGGAGCCAAAAUGUUCUCCGGAGGAAGCUAUGCUGUACCCGAAGACUAUGUUUCCAACAAUUUUUUCAGUCGUUCUGUUAGUAAACCUCAAGGUUCCUCGAUUGGAAAUCGGAAGCAGCUUCAGGAAUUCGAUGCUACCAUCAAUAGCGAACCACUACUCUGCUACAAAGGAGGAGUUGUGGCUCCAGAAGCUUCUUUCACUCCAGCUCUUCUCUUCCAAACCACUUCAACGGCAGCAGCCUCUGCCACUUCGUCGCCUAGACCGUCGCUGUCACUACCUCUAAAGCCGGAGAGUCGGAUCAGGUCGGUGUUGAGCUUGGUCCGGAGGAAGAACUAG
Molecule: messenger RNA, 1941 nt
Organism: Rosa chinensis
Lineage: Eukaryota; Viridiplantae; Streptophyta; Magnoliopsida; Rosales; Rosaceae
Exons: 2
Coding region: 1-1941 (646 amino acids)
Source: RefSeq, a predicted model, not a curated record